AUGAGGGUUCUUCCAACAAUUGGGAUCGGAAGAGCAAUCAAAACAAAGAAGUUGCAUCCGAGGUAUAUAGGACCGUUUGAGAUUCUGAGGCGAUUCUGGCUGGUGGCGUAUCAAGUAGCUUUGUCGCCUCACUUGUCUAACUUGCAUGACGUAUUCCACGUGUCACAAUUCCGUAAAUACACGUCGGAUGCGGCUUAUGUGUUAGAGCCUGAGUCAGUCGAGUUGAGGGAGAACUUGACAUUUCAAGUCACGCUAGUGUGUAUUAACGACACUAGUGUGAAGAAACUGAGAGGAAAGGAAGUUUCAUUAGUUAAAGUUGCUUGGAAGCGGGCAGGAGUUGAAGAACAUACUUGGGAUUUGGAGUCCGAGAUGCGGAAGGAUUACCCCGAGCUAUUCUCAGGUAAUCACUAA
Arachis stenosperma is the source of this 411-nucleotide messenger RNA. RefSeq lists its product as uncharacterized. The coding region runs from base 1 to 411 and encodes 136 amino acids. Lineage: Eukaryota; Viridiplantae; Streptophyta; Magnoliopsida; Fabales; Fabaceae. The transcript has a single exon. The record is from RefSeq and is a predicted model, not a curated record.